This is a messenger RNA of Bradysia coprophila, 1391 nucleotides long. It is a transcript of the gene TfIIS, whose product is annotated as RNA polymerase II elongation factor. Lineage: Eukaryota; Metazoa; Arthropoda; Insecta; Diptera; Sciaridae. Gene Ontology annotation, cellular component: nucleus. The record is from RefSeq and is a predicted model, not a curated record. Gene Ontology annotation, biological process: transcription elongation by RNA polymerase II; DNA-templated transcription. Gene Ontology annotation, molecular function: nucleic acid binding; zinc ion binding.
CAUUUCGUUGCUUUUUUCUGGCGGCUGCUUUAUUAUAAAACACCAUACUUUUUUGCAUUAGCACGAAGAUAAAAACCGAGUUUUUCGAGAUAUUAAUCAAACUUUAAUUAAAAGAUCGAUUUUAAAAUGAGUGUCGAAGGGGAUGUAAUGAGAAUCCAGAAGAAACUUAGCAAAAUGUCUAGCGGCGACGGAGAGAGCCAAGAGCAAGCGCUCGAUCUAUUGAAAUCACUGCAGACGCUGAACGUCGACCUGGAAAUUUUAACGAAAACCCGUAUCGGAAUGACGGUUAACGAACUGCGGAAGUGCAGCAAGGACGAUGAGGUGAUAAGUCUGUCAAAAACGUUGAUAAAAAACUGGAAGAAAUUCUUGGCCAGCACACCAACGAGCAAAGAUUCUCCCAGCAGUCAAACAAGUACCAGUUCAAAAUCAUCGUCAAAAUCCAGCAACAGCGCCCACAAAAAGUCAACAUCCGAUUCGAAAAAGGAGGAAAAAGACAAAGACCGAAACAAAAUUCAAGCGAGUUUUCCCGCAUCCAGCACAAUGACCGAUGCCGUUCGGCUAAAAUGUCGCGAAAUGCUGGCCACUGCAAUCAAAUUGGGCGGAGAGAUGCCCGAGGGCUGUAAUACUCCGGAAGAAUUGGCCGAAGAACUGGAGGAUUGCAUAUACAUGGAGUUCAAGAACACGGACAACCGAUACAAAAAUCGUGUUCGCUCACGUGUGGCCAAUUUGAAGGAUGCGAAAAACCCGACGCUUCGAACCAAUUUUAUAGCUGGAGCGAUAACUGCACAAAAAUUGGCCAAAAUGACACCGGAAGAAAUGGCUAGUGAUGAAAUGAAGAAAUUGCGUGAUAAAUUUGUCAAGGAAGCUAUCAACGAUGCUCAGUUGGCUACGGUACAAGGAACACAAACCGAUUUAUUGAAAUGCGGUAAAUGUCGUAAGCGCAACUGUACGUACAAUCAAAUACAGACGAGGUCGGCCGAUGAACCUAUGACCACAUUUGUACUAUGCAAUGCGUGUGGUCAUCGCUGGAAGUUUUGCUAGAUUAACAAAAAAGAUUUGUUUUUGGAUUCAGAUGAACGCGGAUGGGAUGGCGGUUGAAUUCUUUUAUUGUAUCGAUAUUUUUUACAAUACUUUUGCAUCUCGUGUGUGUUGAGGGUUUAGAAUUAAGUGUUCUGGUUAUUGUGAAGGCCAGUCAACUAUUCCUGGAUUCCUGGAUCGAACCCUCACCGAUAUUUUGUCAUUACAGAAGGAAACCCUAAAUAAACAAACUAAACAACACAGACUUAAUAACAUUUAAUUGAACGAAUUUUAAAAAUGUCCAAAUUGAUUAAGCUUUGUACCAUGUACAUCAGAGCAAUUUGUGAAAAAUAAAGAUUUCAAAAUAAAUUCAA